Messenger RNA from Gossypium arboreum, 1574 nucleotides. Its product is annotated as putative disease resistance protein RGA3. Gene Ontology annotation, biological process: defense response to other organism. Gene Ontology annotation, molecular function: ADP binding. The transcript has a single exon. The coding region runs from base 1 to 1419 and encodes 472 amino acids. The record is from RefSeq and is a predicted model, not a curated record. NCBI's taxonomy places the organism in Eukaryota, Viridiplantae, Streptophyta, Magnoliopsida, Malvales, Malvaceae.
AUGGCAGAAGCACUUUUGGGUGCUGUCCUAGAAGGGGUGGUGUCUAAACUGAUUUCUAUUACCGCUGAACGAAUCGGCCUUGCAUUGGGUUUCAAGAAGGAGCUGAAAAGACUGGAUGACUCACUACAAAUGAUCAAAGCUUUCUUUCAAGAUGCAGAGGAAAGGCAAACGAAGGACGAAGCAGUGAAGGUUUGGUUGCAGAGGCUCAAAGAUGUUGCUUAUGAGGCCGAUGAUGUCCUUGAUGAGUUUGCUUAUGAAAUUCUCCGAAGGAAAGUGGAGAUUCGAAACCAAAUGAGGAGGAAGGUACGAGACUUUUGUUCCCCCUCCAAUCCCUUUGUAUUUCGUCGCAACAUGGCUAAUAAAAUUAAGGACAUCCUUAACACACUGGAUGACCUUAACAAAUUGGCCACUGAUUUUGGUCUCCAAAAGAGAGCUACCGAUCCAGACCCUGAGUAUAGACGACGAGAGGAGGAGACGAGCUCCGUCCUCACGGGCUUAAACAUUAUUGGAAGGAAAAAUGAUGUCUCAAAAGUAGUUGACCUGUUAGUCAAUCCCAAAGAUGAACAGAUUGUUUCUGUUGUGCCAAUAGUAGGCAUGGCAGGUCUUGGCAAAACUACUUUAGCAAAGCUGGUGUACAAUGAUUCGAAUGUGGCAAGACAUUUUGAUGUCAAAUUCUGGGUGUGUGUUUCUGAACAUUUUGAUGUCAAGAGGAUUUUAAAAGAGAUGUUAGAGCAUUUUACUGAUGAUCAGAUCUCAAUUCCUCAAAAUAUGAAUGCAAUGGUUAAGAAACUCAAGGAGAAGAUUGAACGGCCCAAACGAGGAAAGGAUCAGAUCAAGUAUCUUCUUGUACUUGAUGAUGUGUGGAGUUUUGAAAAAUGGGACGCACUGAAGGAUCAUCUGAUGGAAAUCAGUAAAAAUGGUGGGAAUGGAGUUAUUGUGACAACACGCAUUCAAGAUGUAGCGUCAAAAGUGCAAGCACUUCCAAAUCAAAGGCAUCAACCAGGAAGACUAGGAGAUGAAGAAUGCUGGUCCCUAAUAAAACAACAAGCACUAAGGGCCUCUCCAAUGUCUCACGAAUUAGAGUUAAUUGGAAAUGAAAUUGCUAAGCAAUGUCGAGGUGUGCCAUUGGUAGCUAAACUUAUGGGAGGGAUAAUGCGCAAAAUCGAAAGGAGUCCUUGCGCAUGGUCGAAAAUUCAAAGAAGUGAUGCAUGGGGUUCAAUGGAAAGGGUGUUAAAGUUAAGUUUCGAUCACUUGUCUUCUCCACCUUUGAAGAAGUGUUUUGCAUACUCUGCCAUGUUUCCUAAAGAUUAUUUCUUUAAAAAAGAGGAAUUGAUCCAACUGUGGAUGGCUGAAGGAUUUCUUGGCAGCUCUAUGGCAAUGAUGGAUAUUGGUGACAAAUACUUGAAUGAGUUGUUAUGAAAUUCCUUAUUUCAAGAUGUCGGGAAGGACAAAUUUGGGAAUAUUCUCACAUUCAAGAUGCACGACUUGGUGCAUGAUUUAUCUUUGUCUGUGUCAAAGUUUGAUACUUUGUUUUUUCAAGAGAAUUCCACUCUCGCCUCGAAUGAGUGUUCUCA